Motacilla alba alba is the source of this 11137-nucleotide messenger RNA. Its product is annotated as receptor-type tyrosine-protein phosphatase V-like. Gene Ontology annotation, molecular function: protein tyrosine phosphatase activity; cadherin binding. The transcript is spliced from 39 exons. The coding region runs from base 3846 to 10655 and encodes 2269 amino acids. Lineage: Eukaryota; Metazoa; Chordata; Aves; Passeriformes; Motacillidae. The record is from RefSeq and is a predicted model, not a curated record. Gene Ontology annotation, biological process: angiogenesis; protein dephosphorylation.
GCGCCUUGCGGUAGCGUUCACUGCUUCGCGGAAAAUGUGAUGACUCGGCAGCCCCUGAGUUUCCAGGCCUGAUUCCAGCUGCUGGGUGGAGAAACUUCUGCAGUUGUCUUUAGGUUUGGCACAGCUGAAGGCUUCAUGGUCAGGGGGGACUGGAGGGGAGAUCCAGCACCCCCAGCUGAAGGAGGGCUCUCUCUCUCUGUGUCCCUGCCUGAGGUGGUACGGGAUCACUGAAGUGGCCGUGGGGAAGAAAGGGCUGGCACAGGAUGAGCAGCUUCUGUCCUGUGGGGAGGCUGCUGAGCCCUGAGGCGCCAGGGACAGGGCCUCAGCUUGGCUCCCAGCAGUGCUUUGGGCUGUUUCCACUGCAGCCACAGCCCAAACUCCCUGAGCUGAGAGAGCACAGCCUGGGACCCGAGGUUAAAUAAGUGGGGCUGGUAUACACACAUGUUCCCAUGGCAGGGGGUGACAGCUUGCUGUGCCACCAGGACAUGUAGAGGCUCUGAAAGCUGCUGGGAUGUCUACUGGUCCAUGCUCAGAGGCCAGUCCCGUCCUGGUGGGCAGCAAGGCAUCCCCCAAGCCCAUCCUCAUGCCGCGUGAGGUUACCUUUCCUCCUGGUUGGAGAGGUGCAGUGCAGUGGCACAGUAUGGCAGCAAGAUCCAAGGGAAAACUGCGUUCCAGAAAUCCCUGCUUGGCUGCCCAGCUCAAAGACCAGAACAGGUAGAACAGACCCUUUGCUCCUCGGUCAAGCCACUGUCCAGAGCAGCUGCCUCAGUGGGGGAGUUGUAGCCCCAUGCAGGGCUGCAGCAGCAGAGGUUGUGGCUGGAGGUGGAGAUGGCUGGCUUUGCAGAGGCUGGUGCAGGGGCACUGAGGCUGUGCCCAGGCAGGAGCAGUAAGCAUGCAUGGACUUGGACUCUCUCCAGCUGGGCAGGCACAAGCCAGCUGGAGUGUCCCAGGACUCCAGUGGCUGGGUUUGUCCUCUUGCUGGCCUGGAACCCCUCUUUGGUUUGCUUUGAAGCUGCAGGAGCCCUACCUUGACUCUAGGGAAAACCGUGCCACCACUGCAGGGGACACUGCCUUUGACACUGGGGCAUGCGACAUCUUUUUCCAGGAUUUUCCUUCAAAAUCUAGGGUGCCUCCUGUCCCAUGUCCCUGGAUCACAAUUCUCAGCCCAGCAAGGCCCUACAUCCUCACCUCCAGCCAGCUUCAUCAGCCAGGGGCUCCUUGAAUUCAGCUCUUCCAUCACCUGCCACACUCUAGGGAUGCCAGAGUCCCCAGCACUGCUUGCACUACCUCUACCCCAGCCACCCUCCAGGUGACCCUCCAGGCUGCUCAUGGCAGCGAACAACCCCACGCUCCCCAUCCACAGUGUGGCCACCUGUGCUGGCAGCCUGCACCCCACAAUGGGUCUGUGAGGGGACAUCCAGUGAAAGCCCCGUUGCAAAUGUGUUUGGGGAGCAGCAAAUGUGUUUGGGGAGCAGCCAGCUGUAACCUCCUUGAUCCUGCCUGGGCCCCUGGGUAAAUCUGGCAAACCCUCCCUGCAGCAAGGAGCUCCAGCCUCCUCCCAGCCGGCUGCAGCUGCCCAGCUCUGGAAAGGGGCCUUUAAAAACAGUCCCCAGCCCACUGGAGACGGCAGCAAUCAGGCCCAAAUCUCCCCCUGUCUCAUUUCUGGGGAGGCACUCCAUCUCAGGGGCUGGAGGACCUCACCCCAGUACCUGUGAGCACUCACCUUGGACUCAGGUCAAUGGGGGGCGGCCAGCUGCCCAUCAAGCUGGUGCCGAGCAGCAGGAAUGGGUAUCCCCAGAGCUGGCUGUGGCACUGGUUGAUGGGUCAGCCUCAUCACCCCAGGUGCUGGUGGAUCUCAGUCUCAAGGCUUAUCAGAUCUCUAAGAGCCACAGCUGUUAUCCUGGACAUGCAUCACUUGAGCAGAUACACCCAUGGCAUUUUUGACAUUCAGCCCGUGGAGCUGCGGGCAUUAAAGGUUAAAAAUCUUGCCUGUCCUGGAGCCAAGGCAUUGCCUUCUGCUCCCACCCUGAUGUCUGUGUUCAGAGAGAACACAGAUCUGUGUGUUCAAGGUGCAGGGGAGGGGUAGGUCUGGAGACAGAGUGACACAAAGAGGCUCUGGUGGUAGCGCUGUACCUUUCUGCUGGGGAAACAUCCAAGUCCUCGACAGAAGUGACAAACAGGCCCUCACUGCUGGGCUGAGCUGCAGGGCCAGGGCUCCUUUAUCCGCAGCCCAGUACAGGCAGGGACCUCUGAAGAGACGUGACUGUGACCACGGGCCCGGACUCCUGGCACCAGUCCCAUUUGGCCAGGACCUGGGAAACUAACUGUUGCCCAUGCAAAGGGAAGGGGAUUCAUGUUCCCUGUCCCCUUUUCCUGCUGGCUCCAUCAGCCUGGGGGUUGUCAGAAGGGUUAGGGAAGGACCUGGGGUUGGAGAUGCAUCCUAGACCAGGUCCCCUGUGUCCCCCUCUCUUCUAAACUGCACGCAAGAGCUGGAGCUUUCCCAUGUCCUUGUCCAGAUACUGGGGGUUGUUCUGUCUGUCGCAGGUCCCACCUGACAAACUUCUAAAUCUUUUGUCGAAGGAUUCUGGUAUUCUAGAAGACAGGUGGGGGAUGUGUCCCACUGUGACAGCUCGGUGGCGUACAGUAAUGAGCAGAGCUUGAAUAGCCCCCAUAGGUGGCCGUGCCGGCCACUGGGAUAGACUCCCACGGCCACAAAGGCUGUGCUGGCUUCCGGACUGAUGCAUCACUGAACCUCUUCCAGCACUGUCCCAGAUCCCCAGCGCUGAUGUGAAGCCAAUGGCAUCUCUGCUCUGAAUGAGAGCUGGCACUCUGCCACGCAUUGCACAGACACCGCAGAGCACCGCCCUGCACGCAGCCCGGGGCACAGCCUGCUCCCCGGGGCAACCUCCCGAAGUUCAGCGCCUCCCACCCGGGCACAGCUCGCUUCAGCCACCCCUCAGAUGGGCAAAGCGUGGUUUGGGCACCUCUGUGCCCGCGAGAUGCCGCGGCAGGAGCCUCUCAGAGUGUGCUCUCCCCCCGCCGCAGCCUGCGGGGCGCCGUGCCGUGGGCACGGCACAGAAACACCCCCACGCCUGCCCUCGGCGUACCCAAACCCCCGCUCCGCAGCCGCACCUGCGCGGCAAUUAGAGCACACCGAGCGGAAGGGUGCCCGAAGGUGCGGCACAGAGAGAGCCGAGGGAGCACGGCACACCUCGCUCCACGCCGGCGCCGCGGCUCCCUCCAGCACCCCAGCCCACCGCUGCGCGCUCCUUCCCUCCCUCCCUGCGCUGGCGUGGGUUCGGGCGCGCCCUCCCAGCCCGGAGCCGCCAUCAGUCCAGUCCCGUCUCCUCCCCUCCCGCUCCUCCCGCCCCUCCCGCUCCAGCUCCCGGAGCUGCCGCUGAUGCCAGAGCGGGCUCCAGCCCGCAGAGCCCCCGCCGCAGCGAGGUCCCCUGAGAGCGCGGCCAGCAGCGAGCCUCCCACCCCAGCCGGCAGCUCUGCCCGCAGCCCGCAGCCGCUCUCUCCGGGCCAGCUGCGGAGUCACCGCAGAGGACACGGACCUGCGGCGACAACAGCAAAUGCGCCCAGCGACAGGCAGCCGCCCCCGCUGGGCUUCUCCCAGGCUGGAGGAGAGCCCUGCCCCCGCCCAGGGCCAGCGGGCCCGGCCGAGGUGCCCGGCGCUGGCCAGUCCCCAUUGAUGUCAUCUUGUCAACCGCGCUCGGAAAGCAUGUGGGGACGCGGCUCCUGGCUGCCGUGGGACAAGGGGCUGGCUGGGGACAGCCGCUGCUAAGAAACUGCCCCCCCACCCCAACUUUGUCAUCCCUCUGAUCUGCUGCCACCAGGUCCCCAUGAGGUCACUGCUGCUGCCGCUGCUGGUGCUGUGCGUGCCGCGGCUCCCAGGGACCCUGGCACAGGGCGAGGGAUGCAACCACACAGCCCAGGCAGGGCUGGAGGGCCAGGAUGCACGUGGGGAAAGAGGCUCCCUCCUGAAUGUCAGUGUGAGUGACCGUGACCGGUCAGACUCCCUCCUUCUGUCCUGGGAUGAGCCAGAGGAAGGUGCCAAGGGAUAUUUCCUUGCCCUGUCCCUCUUGGGGUCAGGCAUGCUGCUGCAGAAUGGGUCUGCUGGACCCAACACCACCAGCUUCUGGUUCCAUGGGCUGACUCCUGGCACGCUCUACGAGAUCGAGGUGACAGCCACGCUGGCCUGCAUGGACACCACCAGCCAGACCAUCACAGCACAGACAAGUCCCUCACCCGUCCUCAACCUGACUCUGAGCAGUGAUGGCAGCUCCACCUCGCUGCGCGCGGCCUGGGCACACGGGCCCGGCCGGCGGGACGGCUACCAGCUGGCACUGUGGCACAGCCACUCCCAGAGCCUGGUGAGGAACGUGUCCCUCCUGCCCAGCGCCUCCACCUUCCUCUUCGACGGGCUCCUGGCUGGCAGCGAGUAUGCCCUGAAGGUCAGCACGCUGGCUGGGCCCAGCCAGGCCAGCACCAGUACCCACCAGUGGACAGCUCCUUCCAUCCCCACCCAGCUGAGGCUCAGCCCAGGUUCCAGCACCAGCCUCGUUGCCUCCUGGGCAGGUGCUGCAGGGGCCGCCUGGCUCCACCUGGAGCUCCGCAACCUCCUCACCCAAAAGGUCAGCACCACGCUGUCAGCCAGGAGGGGCCUCAGCAGCUACACCUUCCAGCAUCUCCAGCCUGGCACUCGGUACUGGCUGGGGCUCAGUGCCACAGCUGGGCCCUACACGGCGCUGGGACCCAAUGCCACUGCCUGGACGUACCCCUUGAGUCCCAACAAUGUGACCCUGAGCAGUGCAGAGGAGCAGAACUCCUUACAGGCUCGCUGGAGUGUCCCAGGGGGACAGAGGGACUUCUACCUGGUGACACUGCGGGAGGGAGAGGACAGUGCUCCCACAAGGAACAUCUCUGUUGGUGGGGACAACGAUCACGUCACCUUCCACGGGCUGAGCCCUGGCCAGCAGUACUCUGUCCAGGUGGUAGUGGUGGCAGGGCCCUACAGGGCAUCAGCACAGAGCUCCGCAGCCUGGACAGAACCACGAGCACCAUCUGGUGUGAGCCUGUCCAGCCAGGGUAGCCCCCACAGCCUGCUGGCCAGCUGGGAGGAGGCCACAGGGGAGGGCUAUCUGCUGCUCCUCAGCCUUGCAGAGCACCCUGUGAAGAACAGCUCCUUGCCCAGGGGUGUCACAAGCUUCACCUACGAGGGCCUCCACCCUGGGACUCUCUACACCUUUGAGGUCAGCACUGUGGCUGGUCCCUACACAUCCUCACCCCGGAGCAUCUCCAACUGGACGUACCCUUUGCCCCUAGAGCAGCUGACCCUCAGCAAUGGGGGCCACAGCACCUCUCUGCAAGCCUCCUGGAGAGCAGUUUCCUCUGGCAGCACUGGCUACACAGGGACCCUCUGGGAAACCAAGUCCCAGGAGCAGGUCAGGAAUGUGACUGUGGGGAGUGACUGGACCAAUGUCACCUUGGAGAACCUGGUCCCUGGGCGGCAGUACACGCUGGAGAUGGCUGCUAUGGCUGGGCCUUACAGAUCCCCUGUGAGAUCAGCCACCGACUGGACGUACCCCCUGGCUCCCUCCGGAGUGACACUGACCAACACCCGGCGCCCAAUGGGGCUCUCGGCCUUCUGGGACAAGGCUGCUGGUGAUGUGGACCAGUUCCACCUCCAGCUCUACAGCAAGAGCCAUGCAGCACAGAGGAACACCUCAGUGGGGCCAAACACCCACAACUUCACGUUCCUGGGGCUGUCCCCUGGCACUCAGUACUUCCUGAAGGUGACUGUCCUUGCUGGCCCGUACAGAUCCUCGUCACACUUUGCCACUGAGUGGACAUAUCCACUGUCCCUGGCUAACGUGAGUGUGCAGCCUGGCCGGGAACCCCAGGAGCUGCACGUGAGCUGGGUGGAGUCCGGAGGUGGCAGAGAUCACUUGGUGCAGCUCUCAGUGGCCGAGUCCCUGUCCAUCAUCAGGAAUGUGUCUGUCCCCCGUGGAGUCACCCAGCUGGACCUGGAGGGGCUGGUGCCAGGCUCCCGGUACCGCGUGGAGAUCAUUUCCCAGGCCGGGCCUCAUCGCAUCUCCUCUCAGACUGCCAUCGGCUACACUGUCCCACUGCCUCCUCGUUCCCUGUCUGCCAGCCCCGUCAGCACGGCCUGGGCCCUAGCUGUGCACUGGGAGGCUGCUCCUGGGCAGAGGGAUGGAUACCUGCUCAGCGUGCUCCAGGAGGGCUCUUCUGCACAGCCAAGGAACCUGGAAGCAGGGAAGGACAGCACCAAUGUCACUGUGCCACAGCUGGAACCAGGAACAUGCUACCUUGUGAGGAUCUGGGCAGUGGCUGGACCCUACCGCUCCCUCCCCGAGAACGUCACUGGCUGCACAGUUCCCGCUGCACCAACAAACCUGAGCCUUACCAACCCAGGCAGCUCCUCAGAGCUUUACACAUCCUGGAACAAGCCCCCUGGCAGGAGGGACCACUACCAUGUUACUCUGUAUAGCCUCAGCACCCAGAGCAGGAUUCAGGUCCAGACCUUGAGUCCAGAUGCCCUGAACAUCACCUGGACUCACCUGGAAGCAGGCAGCAAGUUUGCUGUGCAGGUCACUGCUGUGAAAGGCUCAUUAGAAGCCUCUUCCAUCAACGUCACCCAAUGGACAUAUCCCUUGGCCCCUGUGAACCUCACCCUGAGCAGCCCCUCAGGCUCAGCACUGGUGGUGUCCUGGGCAGUGCUGGGCCGAGGGGCAGAAGGCUUCGUGGUGGAUGCCCGUGACACAGCGUCUGGCACUCCCGUGGGGCACACGCUGCUGGGUGGGCAUGUCAGGAGUCACAUCCUGAGGAGCCUGAGCCCUGGCACCCGCUACAGCGUGGCAGUGAGCGCCACAGCUGGGCCCUUCCACGCCAGCACCCCCAACCUCACCCACUGCACACGCCCGCUGCCCCCGGCCGCCGUGCGCCUGCUGAGCACGGGGCACCCCGACAGGCUGAGCGUGGCCUGGGGGGCCCCGGCCGGGGGCAGGGAUGGAUACACACUGACCCUGUACCGGGCACCACUGGGCACCGUGGCAGCCACAGCCUCGCUUGGCAGAGACACCCACAACUUCACCUUCACGGGGCUGGCCCCGGGACACGAGUACUCCGUGGAAGUCACUGCCACAGCUGGACAGUACUGGGCAGCAGCACCCAAAAUCAGUGGCUGGACACGCCCGCUGCCCCCGGCCGCCGUGCGCCUGCUGAGCACGGGGCACCCCGACAGGCUGAGCGUGGCCUGGGGGGCCCCGGCCGGGGGCAGGGAUGGAUACACACUGACCCUGUACCGGGCACCACUGGGCACCGUGGCAGCCACAGCCUCGCUUGGCAGAGACACCCACAACUUCACCUUCACGGGGCUGGCCCCAGGGAGCAAAUACCUGCUAGAGGUGGCAGCUGUGGCUGGCUCCUUCAGGGCACCUGCAGGGAACGUCAGCAACUGGACGUACCCCCUGGCACCCCGUCACGUGUACGUGACAAACCAGGGCUACCCCAACAGGCUGAGUGCAUCCUGGCGAGCCGAGCCCCAGGGACAGGACAGCUACAGACUCCUCCUGUACCACUGGGGCUCAGGCAUCGUGGCAGCCAACGUCUCUGUUGGGAAAGGCACCAGCAAAUUCACCUUUUCUGGCCUGGCUCCAGGACACAAAUACCUGCUGGAAGUGGUGGCCAUGGCAGGGCCCUAUGCAGCCUCGGCAGGGAACAUCAGCGACUGGACAACCCCCUCAGUUCCCCAGAAUCUCUCGGCGGUGGCUGAAGGGAACAACACGAUGCUGAUCUCCUGGGGCAGUGUCUCUGGCCAGCAGGACGAGUGCCAGCUAUGGCUGCGGGACCCCCAGAACAGCUCACUGCCCUGGAGGCACUCCCUGGGCAGAGGACAAGUCCAGCAUCUCCUCCAGGGGCUGAUCCCAGGCAGGAACUACUCCGUGUCCUUGAGCUGCGUGGCUGGGCCCUACUGGAGCAGCACCAAGCCCUUGGCAGUGCCCCUGGAGCCAAAUCCAGUGAAGGAUGUGCAGUGCCUACCGGAGUCAAGGAGCCUUUACUUGAACUGGACGAGCUCUCCUGGAGAUGUGGAGGCUUAUGAGGUGGUGACUGAGAGACUUUCUGAAGAACCCCCCACCUCCAGGCUUGCCAUGAGCAUCCCUUCAAGCGAGGCCAGACUGGAGGGGCUGGAGCCAAACUCCUCCUACCAAAUCCUUGUGAGCGCCGUGGGCAUGAAUGCACUGAGGAGCCAGGCUGUGACUCUGCUCUGCAGCACAGCAGUGGAGCCCCUGCCCCCGCCCCUGCGUGCAGACGUGUUCCCAGUGGAGGCCAGUUCCACAGUGAUCAUCUCACCCGAGCUGUUCAGCGAGGAGAAUGGCCAGAUCGAGUACUACGGUGUCAUUGCUACCACCAACGAGUCACUGCUGAGGCCCACCCAGGAGAUCAUGUCCAGCACGUGGUACGACCACUACUACGGGACAGAGGACUCCUACCUGGCAGUGCUCAUUCCCAACCCCUUCCAUCAGAGGAGCUCCCCCGACACCUGGAGGGUGCCAGUGGGAACAGAGGAGUGUGGCCAGUCCAGGGCCACCUGCAAUGGGAAGCUGAAAGCCAACGAGCAGUACAGGUUCAGCAUUGCUGCCUUCACCAAAUAUGACCCAGUAGCCCCUGCUGUGACAUUCACCAUGUUCUCAGCAGCUGGAUCCAGUGCAGACACUGCUCCACUCUCAAUGCCAAUAAUUGCUGGAAUCAUUGUGGGGUUUCUUCUGACACUUGCAGUUGUUUUUGCUUUGGUUUACUGGAAACAGCUCAAAGCAAAGAGAACCAAGAAGAGCAGCCCACCCCAGGAGAUGGUGACGUACAGCCUGAGAAACGUCCACCGGCCAGUUCCCCUGCAGAACUUCAAGCAGUACUAUGAGAUGAAGACAGCAAGUGCUAACCACGCUUUUUUCCAGGAGUUUGAGGAGCUGAAGGAAGUUGGGAAGGAGCAGUCGAAGGUGGAGGCUGAGCUGCCAGCAAAUGUCUCCAAGAAUAGAUAUCCCCAUGUGUUACCCUAUGAUCAUUCUCGGGUCAAGCUGAGCCAGCUGGGGGAGGAUCCACACUCAGACUACAUCAAUGCCAACUUCAUGCCUGGCUACACAUCCCAGCAAGAGUUCAUUGCCACCCAGGGGCCCCUAAAGAAAACCAUAGAGGACUUCUGGAGGCUGGUGUGGGAGCAGAAUGUCUGCAAUAUCAUCAUGCUGACAGUGUGCAUGGAGAAUGGGCGGGUGCUCUGUGAUCAUUACUGGCCAUCAGAAUCUGCCCCGGUGUCCUAUGGGCAGGUGAGGGUCCACCUGCUGAUGCAGAGCAGCUCUGAGGAGUGGACAGUACGGGAGUUCAAGCUGUGGCACGAGGGUCUGCGGGCAGAGCGCUUCGUGUCCCACCUGCACUACACGGCAUGGCCCGACCACGGCAUCCCCGAGUCCACCACUUCCAUCAUGACCUUCAGGGAGCUGGUCCGGGAGCACAUCCAGAGCACCAAGGAUGCAGGGCCGACCCUGGUGCACUGCAGUGCUGGCGUGGGCCGCACGGGCACCUUCAUUGCGCUGGACCGGCUGCUGCAGCAGAUGAGGCAGGAGAAGGCCGUGGACAUUUUCGGUGUUGUUCACGCCUUGAGGAUGAACCGGUACCUGAUGAUUCAGACACUGUCCCAGUACAUCUUCCUGCACAGCUGCAUUCUGGACAAGAUCUUGGAGGAGCCUCCCCUGGAUUUAUCAGGGACACAGAGGUCCUGCCCCAUCCCGCUGAAGAGCUUUGCCCAGCACUAUGCCCAGAAGGCAGCCAAGUCCCACAUGGGCUUCCUGAGGGAGUACGAGGCCCUCCUGGAGGUUGUCAAGGAAGAAGCCAGCUCUGCAUCACCAUCUUCAGGCAGCCAGCAGGCACGGCCCUCCUCCAGCAUCCUGCCCUAUGAUCGCUCCAGAGUGAAGUUCUCCCUGCUGGAGCAGGGCCCUCUCUCAGGACUGCUGCAGGUCUGGCGUGUCCCGGGCUGCAGCUCCAGCAGGGACUACCUGGCUGUCCACGGCCCUGACAAGCUGACCAUGGAGGACUUCUGGACCCUGGUGUGGGAACAGGAUGUUCACACAAUCCUCACGCUUCUGCCGUGGCAGGAGAAGGGGGAGGCCCCAGGUGAGGCGUGCUGGCCCCUGGAAGGAGACUCUCUCUGCAUGAAGACACUGACCAUCCAGUGUGACACAGAGAAGCUUGUCUCGGGAUGGAGAUGUACCCAGCUCAGACUGAAACACGAGAAGAAGGCAAAGGAGAGGCAGGUACAGAGGUUCCUGUUCACACUCUGGAGCAGCAAGAAGCAGCCUGAUGUGCAGAGCCUGGUGGAGCUGCUGGGGGCUGUCAGACGGGGCACACCCCCCCGCAGGAGGGGGGGUCCUGUUCUGCUGCACUGCAGUGGUGACAUGAGCCAGAUGGGGACCCUGAUCUCCCUGGAUUGCCUGUUGCACCAGAUGAAAGCUGAGAGAACCGUGGACAUCUACGGCGUGACCCUCCAGCUGGCCAGAAGCUGCUGCCUCAUGACCCCAACUCUGGACCAGUACAUGCUCCUGUACACCUGCAUCCAGGACAUCAUCCAGAACCAGCCCUAGCACCACCUGGCCCUUCUGGCACCUUCUGCCUGUCCCUGCAGGGUCCUGUACAGAGCUGGGGGCUGCUGGGGGCACCGUGGGACUCCUGGCACAGAGGGAGCCCUGCAGGAGCAGUGCCCUCCCCGGGCAGCGUCCCCAGUGUGGUGUCAGCUGUGACUUGGGGUGUCCUGGACACACGGACAGCGUCCUGCCAGCACCACUGCAGCCUCUCAGUGCACACACGGUGAGGGGCUGGGCAGGAUCCUCUCCUCUUCUGGAGAUCCCCUGAGAUUCCUGGUGCCUGGAAUGCUCUCUACCCUCUCAGUGCACGCCGUGGGGCUCUGUGGUGCCUCUGAGCCCAGCACGAGCGUGGAGCUCCGUGCUCUGCAGUGCCCGUGGCUCUGGUGUGUGGAGCUCUCCGGUGUGCUGUGGGCAGAGCACUGGGGCACCUGCCUUGUCUCAGCUGGAAUGGUCUUAGGUACAAGCAAUAAAUUCCCUAGGAA